AUGAGCUCUGUUGCUACGACGAGCUAUGAAGAGGUUUUUGGAUAUAGUAUGGAGAAGAGGAUUGUGCCGAGGUGUAAUGUAAUCGAAGCUCUCUUGUCUAGAGGAUUGCUUGGAAGUAAAGUCCCUGCAAUGUCGUCUGUUUUGGUGUGUACAGAUCAGAGUUUCUUGAAAAAGUACGUGAAGAAGCACGACGAUGAUAAGCACCUCGUGCUUGUGUUGAUGGAUGUCUUCAACGGAGAGACGAGAACAUAG
Microthlaspi erraticum is the source of this 252-nucleotide messenger RNA. NCBI's taxonomy places the organism in Eukaryota, Viridiplantae, Streptophyta, Magnoliopsida, Brassicales, Brassicaceae. The record is from the annotation of a GenBank genome assembly.